Megachile rotundata (alfalfa leafcutting bee) is the source of this 2178-nucleotide messenger RNA. RefSeq lists its product as uncharacterized. The record is from RefSeq and is a predicted model, not a curated record. Lineage: Eukaryota; Metazoa; Arthropoda; Insecta; Hymenoptera; Megachilidae.
UCAAACUUGCAAUAUUCCGAUAUUCCAAAAUUUUCAAUAGUCCCAAAGUCUCAGAAUCUGAAAGUUCCAAUAUUCCAAAAUUCUAAAAUCCUAAAUUAUCGAAGCUCCAAAAUCUCAAAAUUGCAAUAUUCCAAUAUUCAAAAAUUCUCAAGAGUCCCAAAGUCUCAGACUCUGAAACCUCCAAUAUCCAAAAAUUCUAAAAUCCCAAAUUACCAAAGUCCCACCAUUCAACAAUUAUAAACCCCCAAAUUGCAACACCAAAAUUUUCAAAAGUCCUAAAACGCCAAGAUCAGAAAAUCUGGAAAGUCACAAAAAGAGUCCCGCGAGGGUCUAAGCGAGGCUAGGGAGAGCCUAGGGGGAACUUAGUUAUAGUUUAACCUUUUCCUCCACUUCCUCCUUAACUAAAGGAAGCCAACGUUGCAGUACAGUGUACAUAAACAAAGAGAAAGACUAACAAGAGAAAGCAAAGGAUAGAGAACGUACGUUUCACUUAGCUAUUUCAUUACCUUCACUCGAUCCUUGGCGGCAGUGCAAACAGAACCAUCGUCUGUGCAACUUGUUCAUUAAAUUUCAUUCAUCUAAUUCUGCAGGAUUUUCGUGGAAUCGGUGAAGCGCGGUAUUUGCGCGCGAAACAUGAUCGAUAGAUUUUAUAAUGGAUACGAGACGUUAAUUAUAAGAUACGCGAAAUCGAGUAACUCUUCAUUGUGAGUGAUUAACACAUAAAUGAAUUUUUCGUAUUAUUAAUUUGAAUAUUUUCUGCCGAGUAUAGUCAAUGAUCCAUAUUUAAUUGGAUAUCUUGCGUUCGAGUGACGUGCAUACAUUUUUUAGAUAGCCACUUACCGCAAGUACACCCGCAAGAUUGAUAUAGGAAGAUCAAAUUUAACCCAAUUUCAUCUUAUACUUCAGGAUGUUAGCAGCAGUGAAAUAUUACAGAACGACAGUACUUUUUGUACUUAUUCAACGAUCAUUCUCAGCAAUGGUUUUGCCGAGGCCGCCUUCCUCACCGAAUCACAUUCAACACUAUGAACGAAGAACGAAUGAUCGAGAUCUAUACGAUGGGAAAUCUGUACAGGACUUCUCACAAAAUCCCAAUAUAGAAAGAACAAAUACCAACGAUUACAGUCUUGUAGAAAUUGAACUUCAAAGCCCGGACGAUAUGGACACUACCAACCUACAAAAUAUAGUACACGCAAUGUUGAAGCAAUCACAGAAAGUGCACAACAAUAGCUAUCCAAAUCCAGAAGUGAUACCACAUUCCAUUUUUGGCGUGAGAGACGUUGGAUUAACUUCAACCUUCAAGCUAAAUUCGUUCAAUGAGGACAGACAUGUCCUAAUAGAGUCACCAAAGAUUCAGAAUUACGAUGAGAAAUUGUAUUAUUUAAAAAACAGUAGACCAAAAGUUUAUGUAAACGUAAGAGGACAUAGUGGCACGUUUAGAAAGAAUUUGGCUCCAAAAAUCACCUCCACUAAUGAUCCCAUAGGAUUCCUCAGAGUGACGCCACCGUUUCAAAGGCAAACGAAUUCAAAAUCUCAAUAUUUUAAGAAGAAUCGUUCACCAAAGAAAUUUGAUAGAAAUCAUGGGCAUCAAAGGAAUCAUUCAUGGUCAGACGCUAAAAGGUUAAAUAGAUUAGCUUCAAUUUACAGCUUAGACGCUCUUGCUACUACUGAAGGUUCUAUGGUGACUUCCAGUGAAUUACCAAAGCAAAUACCUGCACCACCAUCGAAAUUCCAUAGUAGGACACUGAUGGCACAAACAACACCCGUUCAGAAUUAUGCUUUAAGAAGAGAAGAUGUAUUGCCAGGAUACAGCUUCUCUUGAUAAUCGAUAAUGCAUACGAUUGAUGAACAUUGUUUGUCUGGUAAUGCUUGAACUUGAGAUAUUACCAGGGUACUCCUGGUUUUACAGACGCAAAACAUUUAAGGAAUAAACUUCAAUAGUUGAAGGAGCAUCCACUCUGAAGGUGAAUCCACCUAAGAAGUUUUCAAAAAAUGAAUAUGAGGCUCGAAAGAAAUGACAAAGAAUGAAUAAUACGUUCUCAAAGAUUGAAAUUUAACAUUUUAAAAAAACCUUAUUGAAAAUAAACAUACUGUAGAUUUCGCUUAUAAAUAAGGUGAUUGUAAAACGUAAAUAUGAUGUUUAAUAAAUUAUUAUUUAGUAAACUUAUCCUUACUACUUCU